CCCUCGUCUGCCAUGACACUGGGGAGUGUGUGGACCCCAUGAGAUCAGACCCCCACCCCUACACACCCACCUAGCUUCCCUUGAGGACACAGGAGGCAUCUGAGGAGGACAGGAGGUGUCUGCUGCUUCCAAGCAGUCCCAUCCAGGUGCCCGCUGGUGCAUUUCUGAGGUUCCCCCGGGGGGGUGCCAUGUCGCAGUACACCAUGAUGUCAUCGCAGCAGAGGAAGGCCCAGGCGGCUGCGAUCUGUCGAGAAGUCCGGGGCCCUUGCGAGGAUGUGAUGGACCUGGGGAGAAAGGUCAGUGCUCCUAAGGAGAUAAUGCUGGAGGAGCUGUCUCUGUCGUCCAACAGGGGCUCGCGUCUGUUCAAGAUGCGUCAGCGACGCUCGGAUAGGUACACCUUCGAGAGCGUCCAGAAUGAGGCUGCCUCUGUGACGCAGGCCGGAGUAGUGACGACAAGUAAAUGCAGCGAAACCAGCGAAGCUCCGCUCACUGCCCCAGAUGCGGAGACUUCGGCAGCCCAGUCAGCGAACAUCGCCCCAGGUUACGGAGCACCCCUGAAGGAUGUCCCACCAGAGAGGUUCAACAGCACAGCCGUCCCAAAGUCCUAUCAGUCCCCCUGGGAUCAGGCUGUGCUCAAAGACCCCUCCCUGGCUGACACUUUGAGCUCCAGUUAUCUCACCCCCGAACCCCAGACGGAGGUUCCAAUGUACAAGAGCUUUAACAGGGUUGCUACGCCGUUCGGCGGAUUUGACCGGGCCCCCACAGUGCCAGCUUUCAAAGCUCCAGAGCUGGACCUUCUUCUAGAAAAUUCCCCCCACCCGUGCCCAGAGCUUCUGAACACGGCGGCAAAGAGACCCACGUUCAACAGGUCGGCCCUGGGCUGGGUAGCUAACACCUCCCCCCCCACCGUGAUCCUGCAGCCCAUGACGAUCCCAGAGUCGGACGACCUCUGACGUGAUGAUGUGGCAUUGCCUUAAAGCCGUCACCACGGGUCUGUAGAGGUGUACCUCUAACUUAGCUACAAGACGUGAUCACUGAUAAGCUAAGAUGACUGGCCACCUCAGCAGAGUGAAGGUACCCUGAAUGCUUCUAGAUCAAAAGAACAGGGCGAAUUAAUUUGAUAAGACCUAAGGAUUUUGUGUAUAAACGUAAGAAGGCUUGUAAAUACAACUACAUCAUUACUGACAAGUGUUAACCCCGUGAUUUGCGUACUGCAUCAUUUUUAUUUAUUAACUAAUAAACAAGCAUCUCUGUGUUCUGUAAACUUAGUUUAACAGAUCUGCAUUUAACGUCCUAGAAUGGUGACUUUCCAUGGACUAAUGAAAAGGAUUAAAAAGUCAAUACACAAAUUAAAAGAGCCUGCUAAUCACUGA
Molecule: messenger RNA, 1373 nt
Organism: Paramormyrops kingsleyae
Lineage: Eukaryota; Metazoa; Chordata; Actinopteri; Osteoglossiformes; Mormyridae
Product: myozenin-2-like
Cellular component (GO): actin cytoskeleton; Z disc
Molecular function (GO): telethonin binding; actin binding; FATZ binding
Source: RefSeq, a predicted model, not a curated record